AAAUCAUUAAUGAUGAUUGCAUCUUCUUUCUCUUCAAAGUGAAAUCACCCCCUUUUUGUCCUUUCAAAUUCAAGCCCCCACAACACAACAAACAACACAAACACUCUUCUUGUAUUUAUGUUUUUUUUUUUGUAGUAUUUCACUUUCAUUGACUGUUUCUAUAGCUGUCUGCUGCUUUGGAUGAAACCGCCCAAGAAGUUUGGAAGUGAAGAGGAAUGUGAGAGCAGUGAAUCUGGAUGGACUAUGUACAUUGGAUCCCAUAUAGAAGAUGAUGAUGGAGACAUUGAUAACAUGGAUGAAGAAGGAACAACUCGUCAAGGUUAUCCAGAAGAUGAUGAAAGUGAUGAUUCUAUGGUUUCUGAUGCUUCUUCUGGGCCAAGUCAUCAACACGGCAAUGAUAUUGGCAAAGGAGGAGGAGUCAACUAUGGCUUACAAGGUUUCAAGCAAGUGGUGGUUGAAGAGACUCAAUAUGAUAAUGAUGAUGAUGAUGAAAUCAAGUAUUGCUUUGAAAAGAAAGCAAUAAAAACGGUGGAAAAGAAAAUGGAAGAAAAACAGUUUAAUGGUAAAGGUAUGUCUUCAGUUCAAGGUGGUGGUGGCAAGGUGAGAAAAAGGAAAUAGCUUGUUUAUUUUGGUAAGGAAUUGAACUUUUUCUUGAGAAUUACAGCACUUUCAAAUCAAUCUCUUGUGCCAGAUUUGUAUUUCUUAGUUUAAUUAUAAGUUAGUUUAUUAGUAUUAUUUUUAGGUUUGAUUUUAACUAGAUAAUAGCUUCAAUUACUGUGUUGUACUGGUUUGUGUUUUUGGAAUUUGGUGUUAAGAUGGUGAUGAAAUUUGAAUCAA
Lathyrus oleraceus (garden pea) is the source of this 837-nucleotide messenger RNA. Its product is annotated as protein SOB FIVE-LIKE 4. The record is from RefSeq and is a predicted model, not a curated record. Bases 181 to 618 code for a protein of 145 amino acids. The transcript has 2 exons. NCBI's taxonomy places the organism in Eukaryota, Viridiplantae, Streptophyta, Magnoliopsida, Fabales, Fabaceae. Gene Ontology annotation, biological process: cytokinin biosynthetic process.